This is a messenger RNA of Paramuricea clavata, 9011 nucleotides long. The record is from the annotation of a GenBank genome assembly. NCBI's taxonomy places the organism in Eukaryota, Metazoa, Cnidaria, Anthozoa, Malacalcyonacea, Plexauridae.
AAUAUUAUCUUUCUAGUACUGGACGAGGCAGAUAGGAUACUGGACAUGGGUUUCAGUGAGACAGUAAAUGCCAUCAUUGAAAACCUACCUGAAGAACGACAGACACUUCUUUAUUCAGCUACGCAAACAAGGUAAAAUUUAAAACCAGGAGACCUCUGACUGACAUUUCGUCAAAACGUUUUUCUUCAAGACUGGUUUAGAAACAAACUUGGAGUAGGGUUAGGUUAGGAUUAGAGAUGGUGUUUGGAAUAGGUGUUUAGCAUUAGUAAAACCGUUGCUUUGUUACGUUUUGUCACUCUUGAGGCCAGCGAAAUAACCUCUUCCCACCAUACGACCCAUGUCUGAUCAAGGAACACAGCUAAGGUGGAACUUCCACUGUAGGAUUAUCCUUAGGGGAAAGAGGAAAACCGGAGGACCUAAGAAACACCCUCGAAGCACAGCAGAGAACUAACCAUCUACUUAGGAACCGCUCAUUAUUUAUGACGGGGGUGGCACCGAAGAGAAAAAGGUUGGGUAAACAAAAUGUUUAGUGAGUAACAGGUUGCGUAAAUGAAAAACAUUACUCAGACAAGGGUUGGGUGAAUAAAAAUUUAUUGUCAUUUCCAAAGCAUGACUCGCUCAAAUAUUGAAGACUAAAGAACAAUGUCAACAGUCGUAUGUCAAUACAAUAUGUACUGUAAAUCAAUCCGAGUUACGAUCAUUUUCCGAUUUGUCAGGAGGCAAAUCGUGUCUCCAAAGAAAGUGCAUGUGCAGACAACAUGAAACUUUAGACUGCAGAAAAGUGCACAAGCAGUUAUCAAACUCAUGUCACAACUGAAUGGUGACCAGUACCCUUCUGUAAAGUUUUUGGCCAGGGACGGGUAGUUAUGUUUUAAUUCAUAUUUGAGGUUGUGGAAAAAAUGGUCGACUUUUUAAUGGUUACCGUUGAUUUUUAACAAAAAAAAAAUUAUCUUCGGUGCUACCUCCCGCCAUAAAUAAUGACCAGUCCCUUACAUCAGUACAUAGUAUAUCCAAUAACCAUACAUGAUGCUGAAGAUUAUUUCAAUAUAUUUUUAGUUCUGUUAGUGAUUUGGCCAGACUAAGCCUUCACGUAAGUUUUUCAUUAAAUGUAAUAGCCCUGGAGUUUUUCCAAUCAAUGAAGAUCAUAAAUAAAGCAUGCUAUCAUGCGACAUUAAUACUAUUUUGUGGCUGUGUCUAUCAACAACGAUUUCGUUUCACUGGUCAUUGGGAUGGAAAAAGUUUAUCGUGUACUGAUUAUGUCAACCCGUCGUAGACUCAAUAUGUCACUAAAGUGUCGGUUUAUGGUUUAGGACCCAGAGUAUGUGUCAGUGUACAAGGAUUCCGAAGCUAGCACUCCACAAGAGUUAAAACAAGUGAGCUACAGAAUUUGGGCACGUUUUUACCAUAUCCUUGUAAUAACUUUUCUUAUUCCAGCUACAAGACUUCCCAUAUUAAACAUGUGCUGGUUCUUUCUACAGAGUUAUGUUGUCUGCGAGCUUCAAGACAAAAUCAAUUUCUUAUAUUCGUUCGUCAAAAAUCAUUUGAAAAGCAAGAUCCUGGUGUUUUUAUCCAGUUGUAAACAGGUCAGUUUUGAUCUUUGGUUAGCUUCAUCAGUUCGUACUUCCAAACUGUUCUCCCAAGAGUCAUCCCAGUAUUUCUGCAGGAGGGAACCUAAGGUCCCAUUUACACACCACCGGAUUCGAUUCUUACGACAACAUAUGCCGUUCAGGAGUAAUAUCUGUCCACAAAAAUUUUCCCUUUAACAGUUUUCGUUUUAUUUUGUCAUCGCAAUUUUAAGUAUUAAAAUAUUCCUGAAACCGUUAAGUUCCGAUGUCGUGACAAGCAAAUCCGGUAUAACUGAGGCCUAAAUUGAACAAACUGUAUUUUUACUAGAUAGCUGUAUCAGUCGUAAGACCAUCACUGGACCCUCUAGGAAGAGCGUUUCGACAGAAAUGAUACAAGGAUAAAUACAUGUUUUCGCUCGCUACUCUGUUUUUUUUUUAUAAAUGAAUACGAAGCCCAGUCGAAUUACAUUCACGACCGAACGUUUCGACAUUCCAGUCGAGUGUCUUCAUCAGGGGUGAUCUGAAGUCGCAACGUGACUUCUUAUAUAUCCAUGGGAUGACGUCAUCUGCCAUUCUAAAUUGAGGUUUCGUCCUACAGUAACACUGGACCAAUACAGUAAAGGCCCAUUUCCGAAAAUAUCAUUGUUAAAAGUUGAAAAUUUUCAACUUCAAACUUUUUUUCCGACGAAAGAUUUGUGUUGGCCAAUCAAAUUUUACAAAAUGUUCUUUCUGCGGAAAAUUUUCUUGAGUGGAAAUGGGCUUCUAAAAAACUCGCGUGUUACUGGACCUCUAUAAAGAAAGAGCCACUUUAGAGGUAAUAGAGCUAUCCACUAUAUCAAUUAACUGUUGGAAAUAUUUUUCAGGUAAAAUUUACUUACGAAGCAUUUCGUCGUCUCAGACCGGGCAUUCCAUUGAUGGCGCUGUAUGGCAAACAGAAUCAGAUAAAACGUGUUGCGAUUUAUAACGAUUUUUGUAAGAAAACAUCAGCAGUUUUGUUCGCAACAGAUAUAGCGGCCCGCGGCUUAGGUGAGUGAAAGAAAAACAUAUAUAGUUUGCAUUGAAGAGCAAAAUAACCAAGAAGGGGCACAUUGCGUCUAUUUUGCCGGACGACCAGUACAGGAGAAAAUCUCUUAUCUCUCCAAGCACAAGAGCGAACAACCGCAACUUUACUUACAAUAAAAGCUUUACCUAUAGAGGAUCUGUCCUGUGGGAUAGCCUACCUGUUGAAGUAAUUAACGCUACAUCUGUAGCAACUUUCAAAAAUAUUUGAAGGCAAUUAUCACAGUUAGUGUUAUUAUAGUUAAUUUUUGAAAACAUUAAAUACCUUGAAAACAUCUAUUCUACACGGCUCCAUGGAAGAGUACAUUUUGUGAAUGAAUUCCGUGUUUUAAUAAAGUUUUAAUAAUAAAAAUAAUAACAUUUCAAUUGCAUCAAGUCCGUACAUGGUAGUUCAUCAUGGUAGUUCAUCCAUCAAAGUAAGAUCCCAACCACGACCUUCAUUAUAGUAUCUUUAGCUAGCAGGACGACGGCUAUUAAUACAAUGAAAUUUAAAAUAGUGUAGCAAAGUGAAUAAUCGUGAAGUGAAUAAGUCCCUCGGGAGUUUUAGACGUGGUCCUUCGCUCUGUUUACAACAGCAAACCAAAGACUUUUACGUCUUGUAUACAACGCCUCGCAAGCUUCUUCUCAAGAAUUAAUCAAAAUUAUGUUACCAUAAGUAUUUACUGACACAUUCGAGAAAUUGUAAACUUAAUACAUGGCAAGCUUUUUAUGUAUUUUUGAAUAGAUUUUCCAGCAGUUCAUUGGGUUAUACAACUUGAUUGCCCCGAGGAUGCAAACACGUACAUUCACCGAGCAGGAAGAACAGCAAGGUUAUUAUGCAUUUAAAUUAUCUAAAGUUGUACACAUCCAUCUCUGCUGUACCUAUCAUGUCAGCCACCACACAUCUUCUGAUCUCUUCAUUCCAUAUAUUUGACCAGCUCUCCUUCAUCUCUCUUAUUACGUGUCCACACCAUCUCAGCCUUGCUUCCCUCAUCUUCUCUGCGAUGCCUACAAUCCCACCUCUUCUUCUGAUCUCUUCAUUCCAUAUCUUGACCAGCUCUCCUUCAUCUCUUUUUAUUACGUGCCCCUCACCUUCUCUGCAAUAUCUACCACAACUUCUGAUCUCUUCAUUCUUCUUCUUAUCUUUCAGCAAAAUCCCUACGAUCCAUCUGAAAGAUUCUACGAUACAGAUACAUUAUAUGUCUUAUUUUUACUUUUUUGCUCAGGUAUCAAAGAGAUGGCCAUUCCUUAUUAAUAUUAUUACCAUCUGAAGAAACCGAAAUGUUGAAAGUAAGUUCAAAAUCCAGAAUACUUGCGAGGAAACUUCUUUACAUAUAGUUCUAUAUGCCGUAUUCUUACAUGUGAAAAGAUAUGGAUAGUAUAUGUUUCUAUACUUUUUACCGUUGAUGUUUUCCUCAGGAACUCGAAAAGAAGAAGGUUCCCAUUACUGAAAUAAAGUGAGUUUUGAACUUUUGACAUCGUGACAGGGAUUUUAUCUGGAAGCUACAAGAUAAGUUCUCUGAGAAGAGUGUUUCCAGAUUGACUCGAUACCAAGCAAGUAUCUUGCUAGACAACUAGGUACAGUAGUUUAGAACUGACAGAGCUAUCCAGUAUGAAUACAGUUAGUUUAGUUUAGUUUAGUUUAGUUUAGUUUACAGUAGGCUUCCUCCUGUACAGUAACACUGGAACAAUACGGGAUGACCCUUAUUGGACUUCUAGGUACAACAGUUUGGAACUGAUAGAGCUAGCUAGCUAUAGCUAUAUCCAGUAUGAAUACAGUUAGUUUAGUUUAGUUUAGGUUUCCUCCUGUAUUAAUAACACUAGAGGAACAAGCGAUGUUCCUUACUGGACCUCUAUAUGUUUAUUCUUUAUAUAGAGCGAAUCCUAAGAAGUUAUCAAACGUGCAAAAGAAAUUGGAAGGGCUGUGUGUGCAGGAUCACGAUAUUAAACAAUGGGCUCAGAAGGUCCACAUGCAUUUAUAUAUUCAUUUUUUUACUUUGGUCUGGUAACCGAUACUGGAACUUAAAUUUUUUCCUAAUCAUAAAUCUAAAGGAAUUAUUUUUCUAGAGUGUGGUAUCGUAUGUGCGAUCAGUUUAUUUACAAUCAAACAAGGAAAUAUUUAACGUAGACGAAUUACCAGUCGAAAAAUAUGCUGCGUAAGUUGACUGUACUGGUAGCCUUUCAUGCCUUAAUUUUAUUCAUCUUGUGAACAUGUACUGUAUGUUUUGAAUGCUUGUAGAUCACUUGGACUGAUAACAGCCCCAAGGAUACGAUUCUUACAGGUAUUUUAACUUACAUUUCAUGCUUUUAAAUUCCCAAGUGUUUACAAGGUCUUUAUGAUCUAGAUGUCUCUUCUUUUGUCACAUUCUCUUCAGAAACCAACAAAGGUUACUAACUCCUAUCCUUUGCAGAACUUCUCUUGUUCGAGACUCAUUUUUCAACUGGACUGUUUUCUUUGGAACAGUCUUCCCGCUCAUAUCACCGAAUGUACCUAUAUAUCCUCUUUCAAACACAAUCUAUAUUCUCACUACCUUUCCAACUUGAAUCUACCUUUGACGUCAAUCGAAUGCACAGGAAGACUAAUAGUUCUCAGUGUCAUUCCUAUACAACCCAACUUGUGUCUGUUAAAGGUUAAUUUCAUGGAUUUUUCAUGAACUUUUUCUGUAAAUAUUUGUUCAAAUAUAUCAGUGUGUUAAUGUGUGUUUGUGUCUUGAAAUAUAUGUUAUAACUAUUGUUGUCUUUCUUGGAUUGGUCUUAAUAUGGGAUUCUUGUCCUGUUGACUAUACCUUCAACCUUAUUUGCCCUUCAGUGUGUAUAUUCUUAAAUUUAAUAUCCAUUUGUUCAUGUGUAAAAGGUUGUAAAGUUAGUAAAUCAAUAAGUAAUCGUAAGAGGUUUAUAUGUUUUCGUUCGCCUUAAAUCAAUAUUUUUUUAUUCUGUUGCAAUGUACGUGUUUUAGAAAGCGAAAAAGAAACAUGGCCACAUACCUAAAGUAGUAGAUAAAACAAAGACGACGAAUAAACCAGCUUCAGAAAUAUUAUCAGACGGAAAGCAGGAUUUAACUAAUAUCGAACAAGACUUUUUGGUCUUACGGAAAAGAAACGUUGAAAUCUCGUCUGAAAAUGAAGAGGUAACUUAUUUCAAACAAAAGACUCUUACUGCACCUGUAAGGGGAACAGUUUAGAACUGAUAGUGCUAUCCAAUUUAGAUUAGUUUAGGUGUCAUAUGUAGUAACACUGGAUCAAUGCGAGAUGGCUCAUACUAUACACCUCUGGGUAGAACAGUUUAAAAUGGAUAGAGCUACAUGCAUAUAAAAUAAUGAAGCUAUAAAAUAAUGAAAGAUGGUAGUUACUGCAUGAAACUCUAUGAAGAACAGUUUGGAACUGAUUUAUUUAAACAUCAUAUUUCAUUUUCAUUAAGGACUCUAUGGAAAAUGAACCUAACGAGAACACAACAGAAGUAAGUAUGGUUUGAACUGUUAUUCGCUAAUGAGAGUUUUAAAAAUUUAAAGGAUGAAAUUCCUAAUAUUGGAACUCAUGUGUUUAAAGAUUGGGAAUAAAAAGAACAAAAUCAAAACAAAGACAACUUCUGCAAAGAAAGUUUUGAGAAAGAACAUCAAAGUCAACAGUAAAGUUAUAUUUGACGAAGAUGGCGAGGUUGGUAUCAUUAACCAGCUAGAGGGCAUACAUAAAUUAUACAAUGGGCUAUUACUCUGCCCGGCAAAACAAGACAAACGUUUGCUAAUGGACCUAUUACCUAAUGAACAAAUUUUGAUCUAGACAAGUCUAGACAAAAAUGUCAUCACAGCUUGAAAGAGCAUCGCAAAAUUAGUAACAUUUCGACGUUUCGUUGCGAAAUGUUGUAAAAUGCGGAUAAUAUAGCCCUGCGAAGUUUGCUGUUUUUCAGUCAUUUUGUAUUACGCACGGGAAAUUGAUACCGCUUUCUGAAAAAAAAGGACAUACUCGAACCGACCUGACUGCGUAGCUCAGUUGGCAGAGCAUUGGGCUAGUAUUCCAAAGGUCGUAGGUUCGUUCUCACCGUGGCCAGGCAUAUUUUUCAAGCUUGUCCGGUGUGAAUAUACACUCAGAGUAAGAUCACAAACAUCAUAUUUCGAUUUAUUUUACAGCCAAUGACGGUAAACGCCCAGACAGAGGGUGAAAGAGAACAGAAGAUGUUAGGAGCAGUGUCGUCGCUUGAAAAUGGCGAUAGCCCGCAUGAUGCAGGUGGAAUUGAUUUAAAGAAAUCCUCGCAAAAACUAGUCAAACAAGAUAAACUUGAUAAACGGGAAUUUCGGGACAGGAUAAAACAAAAGCAUCGUGAGAAACGAAUGAAAAAUAAAGUGAAGAGGAAACGCUGUGAGGUAUGGCACAAAAUCAUGUUAUUCUUGAUAUACUCUAUAUUAAAGCUGAGUUAAGCAUGUUUAGAUCGGCUACCUUAGAGUGAUCUGAUGUUGUACAGAACUCACUGCUGAGUUAAGCAUGGUUAGAUCAUGCAGAGGUGGUACAUGUUCUUGAAUGUGAGCUGCCUAAAGUGGUCUGAUGUACAGAACUCACUGCUGAGUUAAGCAUGGUUAGAUCCUGCAGAGGUAGUACAUGUUCUUGAAUGUGAGCUACCUUAGAGCGAUCUGAUGUUGUAUAGAACUCACUGCUGAGUUUAGCAUGGUUAGAUCAUGCAGAGGUAGUACAUGUUCUUGAAUGUGAGCUACCUUAAAGUGGUCUGAUGUUGUACAGAACUCACUGCUGAGUUAAGCAUGGUUAGAUCAUGCAGAGGUAGUACAGGUUUUUGAAUAUGAGCUACCUUUAAAGUGAUCUAAUGUUGUGCAGAACUCACUGCUGAGUUAAACAUGUUUAAUAGUACAUGUUCUUGGCUACCUUAAAGUGAUCUGAUAUUGUACAGAACUCACUGCUGAGUUAAAGCAUGGUUAGAUCCUGCAGAGGUAGUACAUGUUCUUGAAUAUUAGCUACCUUACAGUGGUCUGAUGUUAUAGGUAACUCACUGCUGAGUUAAGCAUGCUUGAAUACGGACUAGCCUAAAGUGCUCUCAUGUUGUACAUAACUCACUGCUGAGUUAAGCAUGGUUAGAUCAUGCAGAGGUAGUGAAUGUUCUUGAAUGUAAGUUACCUUAAAUUGAUCUGAUAUUGUACAGAACUCACUGCUGAGUUAUCAUGCAGAGGUAUUACAUACUGCAUACAGAACUCGUGCGAAUAGACCUAAUUUUUGUGCUCUUUGAUUAUAGGACGACGACGAAGAUGAAUGUAUUGUUACAUUGAAGAGCACUGAAGAUGAUGACCUCGAUACAAAAAUGGACAGUGAUAGUGACAAUAGUUACAGGUAUUGUCUAUUAGAGAGAUUUAGUCUAUGACUAUAUUUUGCAACUUAAAGAAAAAUGAGCCCGGAUCAUCUUCAGUCAUAAAUACUAUAUUUUCCCAUAAUUUAGAGCACCGCCAAAACGAUCAAGACGAGACAUAGAAGAAAUUGUCGAAGCACCUGAAGGAACAUUGCACGACGAUGAAGAAUUGGCUUUAAAACUAUUGACUGACUGAUAUACAGAUAAUGGACAGAGAAAUUAAGCGGACAAGAAUGACAUACGGGAGGGGGGUAUUGAUUGACUUCUACAGGGGAAGCAUGACAUUUUUGGGGAGGUGUACGUUUAGAGCGGAUAAAGAAUCUAAGACAAUGACUGCGUACAGCAUAUCGACCGUAUAGGAUAGGAAAGGAAUAAAUUGUAGCAAGAGUGAUCAGCAUAUAAUAUGCUGGGAGUUUUUGUGACAUGACUGUUAAAAGUGUUUUGGUACAGUAUUGAAUGACCAUACUUUAGAUUUAGCGUGAAUUGGAGGGCUGACUACGUGGUGCAUUAUAUUUAUAUUUAAAAGCUUCACCAAGGUGGAUUAACCGCAACAGCGAGUGGCCAAUUACUAGUUAAUUUUGAGCCUGGGCUAUUACGGAAAAUAAAACACGUGGGGUGGGUAUAUUACUAUACCGAAUUUGUGUUUGGGUUUAGGAUUAAAUUGUAUUGAAAUUGGGGUCGUUAUAUUAUAUAAACUGACUUCAAUUCUGGCUUUUAAAUUUCUUAAAGGACAAAAUGCGCACAAACAUUUUUCGGUCAUUUAUUGUGCAGAAAUGCGUUUUCAAAUACGGGUCAAGUCUUUACAUGCCUUCCUGCACUUUGCGCGAUGUUCAAAACCUGUAGCUCUCAUGUAAACAAACAUUAGAGAAAAAAUCCUUCGCGAGUCUAUCAAAAAUAGAAUGUACUAUGUCUUAUCUUUUGUGGAAUUUCUUUGAGGAAUCCUUAGCAUAGUCGAGUAGCAAUUGACAAGGUUCAAAUUGAGCUUCGCCAACUUCGGACUGUAAUUGUCGCAUCUUAUUCACGAGAUUUUCAGCGCCAUACGUAUCCACGAAUCUGAAGGGACCU